Messenger RNA from Carassius gibelio (silver crucian carp), 2955 nucleotides. Its product is annotated as UBAP1-MVB12-associated (UMA)-domain containing protein 1. NCBI's taxonomy places the organism in Eukaryota, Metazoa, Chordata, Actinopteri, Cypriniformes, Cyprinidae. Bases 145 to 588 code for a protein of 147 amino acids. The transcript has 4 exons. The record is from RefSeq and is a predicted model, not a curated record.
CUUCCUUCUUUUGUUUUCACACGGAGCGAAAAAGCAGUCGGACUCGGCGUGGAGAGGACUCGUAAACAAAACUUCAGUCGAGUAGCUCGAUAUUUACCACAACCAAAGACGAAUAUUAUUACUCUAUGGUUUGAUACACCGAAGAUGUUGAAGUUUUUCGGAUUCAAGAAUGAUGGAGCCAGAAAAUCCUCUGAGAAAGAAACUGAUGGAUUUGUCAUCAUUGGUGAAACUGUUGAGGAGCAGAGACAGAAGGUUCAGUCCAUGAACACCGAGCAGCCCGCAACAAAUGUAAUAGUACAGCCAUCUAAGCCAUCCAGUGCCGGGAAGAGAGGAAUUACAGAGACGACUCAGCCUUCCUCCCAACCCACGUCUGCCAAGAUGUCCUCAGAAACACACGCUGUAGACGCCACCCCGGCCCUCCCUGAGCUUCUAGGAGACAUACCUUUCACUUUAGCCCCACACAUCCUGGCCAUGCAGGCGGGCCUGCCCUUUGCCACAGAUAUCACCUUGCCUCACAACAUAAAUGACAAACUAGCCAACUUUCGUUAUGACUUCACCUUGGAGAACUCAGUGCUUUGUGAGCCGUGACUCUUUGCCCCUCAGUUAUAUCACUAACACGCGGUGAACUAUGAGCCUUUCCUUCUCGAGAUUCUCUAACCGUUUGCCUCUUAAAUAAAUGAAGAUCUAGUUUAGCUGACAAAAAUCAGUCACUAACUAAAUGGUGUUGGGCUCAAAUGAACAUAUUGUCCUUUUUAGUUUAAAUAGGUUAGCAUCAAGAUGGUUUACAGUCUCUCAGGAUCUAGCACUUAAUUUGUGUGAGAUGAGUGUUACUGCCUUGCUUUAACGCAGUAGAGGAGUAUUUAUAAGAUGACCCGGGGCUUUCCGUUUUUCAAAUGUAGUAAAAAAAUAAUUACGGGUGUAAAAUCGGUGCAAUUUUGCAUUGUGGGUUCCUGAAAUAGGGUUGUUUGGGAACUGCUAGUAGUCGCAUGGGGCUCUUUGACGUUUCAGACGUCACAGUCUGUGUUGGCCUUACUCAGUUUUUUCUUACUUCUGCAAAAACUUGCUGUAAUUUAUGGAAUCAGCUUUAAAGCUGCAGUCGGUAACUUUUGACGCUCUACGGUUAAUAAACAGAGCUGCUUGCGUCUUGCGGAAGAACAUCGUAGCCGGAACUACUUCUCUCUGUUUAUGUUUAUGAAGAAUCACAAAGGUACUGGGUUACUCCGCCACGGUAGCCCCGAAGCAAUCUAAAAUAGUCCGAAUAUAAACACUUAUUAUAGGUGCACCCUAGUGAUUCAGGACAAGCUAAAAGCACGGUUUGGAAAAUGGAUUCAUGGUGUACUCGCUUAUUAUAUACAUUUUUCUACAUUUUGAACACAAACAAAGUUAUGGACCGCAGCUCUGAUUGGUUGUUUUUUUACCGGGUGCGGUCCGUAACUGCAAAUGGCAAUAGGAGCACUGGGAGGAGCCAGAGGAGCUUGAUUUUUUCACAGAUUAUCUGUCUCAUAUUCUACUGUCAGGACAUAAUGACAGGUUUAACAAAUAUGUAAAAAAUAUAUUUUUACAAAAGUUACCUACUGCAGCUUUAAGACAUUUGCUUGCCAUGAUACACAGAUUACUAUCAAAUCAUUUUCCUAUCUCGCAAUGAACGUUUAAACAUAUCUAAAAUAAAUUACUCUGUAAUAGAAGUAUUUAAUUAAUAUACAAAUUAUAUUUUUAAAUUGCAAUCAUAAGGGCCUUUUGGGCUAGUCCACUGUUUACUGUAAGUCUGUAUUUAGUACCUAUAAACCUUAAAAGCGAAGCAGAAACUCUCCCCGGUCAGUCAAACAGAUAGUUCCUCUUAUACUGUUGCUAUUGGUCGAGUCAGUGUUGCUGUGCCGGGGUGGUGGGGAUGCUCAACAGAACAAUGUCGUAAUAUUGACGUAGUGUUUGCACUUUUCAGGGGAAUCAGUCUAGAUCAGGGCUGUCAGACUCUGUUUUGUUCCAGCGCUGCUCCAACACACAUACUAUGUAGUUUUCGAAUAAGCCUGAAGGACUUUAGGGUUGAAUCUGAAGUCUGCAGGGCUUCAACCCUCCAGGGAUUGAGUCUGACACCCCUGCUCUAUAGUAUAGCUCGCUCAUAGUUGUCUCUGCAUAUUAAGCUAGGAUGAGAAGAAUUUUUUACAUGCAUCAUUUUAAGUUACUUCUGAAAGGAUUGCACUUAAAAUCACCAGACACAGUGCAGUGCCCAUUAUAAAUAGGACAUUAUUAUAUAUUUGUCUUUAAAAGUGUGCUGCUUUUCUUUUGUUGGUGUGAAUAUGCAUACUUCAACUGCUGUUUGGUUUUUAAUGCAUGACGUUUUGAAGUUCUACCCGAACAUAACACACCACAUUUUGGGAUGCAGAUAUGUAUUCUGAACAAUUGCAAAAGCAUGCACAUUUGUUUUAGUAGGAUUUACUGUUCUGUUUGAACAGGGCACAUGGUUGUUGAGCUUUUUUUUUUUUUUUUUUUUUUUUUUUUUAGUUAAUGGUUUUAUCAUAGUGCAUGCUGCUAUUUACACAAUGCACUUAGGAGUUUAGCUGUGUCUCCUUUACACCCUUUGUACUUUACUUGAUAGCAGAUUAGUUUAUUUACUUGAUACCACUCAAAUAUCUUUUACUAGUCUUUGUUUUGAUUCGUCUGUCUUUGCGACAUGGUUAUUUCCUCUAAUCUUCCCCCUGAUGUAUCUUGUUCAUUUUCCUAUACUUUUCAAAACACUGUACUGAAGUAGUCAACGUUUGCAUUGUGCUGUGUUUGCUCAAUAAACAUGUCUGAGAAAUAAUUCAACGCCACUUCUUCAGGUAAAAUUAUGUCAUCACCUCAACUCCAUUGGAUUCUUAAUCGAUUCAUAUCUGGAACAGAAUUCAUUAUUGAUUCUGAUUCCACAUGAUGCUAAAUUUGAGCAAUAUGAUGAUGUUUCAUUAAAAACUUCUUUGCUAA